GUUAAGUAGCGAAAACACGGUUAGCAAUGACGUGGUAAGAAUUAUUACGUGGGUGGGGUUUGUGGCGCGUCUGAAUGUCUUGGUAAACGACUAUAAUAUAUCCCAGUAUACGAAUAUAAAGAGAAGGCAGCAAACUGGGAUACAGAACCAGGUUGAUGGCGAAGAAUGGCACGAAUAUCGUUAGACUGCCCCAACUCCCUACCGGGAAUUCCCCUCAGUGUGUUGUCAGUGCCUAUGGAAAAUAAAUAUAAAUGUCAGCAGUGUCUCCAGGUCCUGAGGAAGCCAGUCCAGGCUCAGUGUGGCCACCGCUUCUGUGUCCAUUGCUUCAAACAGCUCACCAGUUCUGGUCCAAAACCCUGUGAAGCCUGUCGGGAAGAGGAAAUAUAUGAGGAGCCUACCUCCAUUCUAAACGGUAAUGAGGCUUUUCCUGACAACGCAGCAGGCCGAGAAAUAGCCAGCCUCCCUGCUCGGUGUUUGAACCAGGGCUGCAGUUGGACAGGCUCAAUAAAAGACUAUGAGGCUCAGCAUGAAGGUCGCUGUGAAUUCGAACAGAUAAAGUGCGAGGCCUGCCAAAACUUUAUCCUUCGCAUGGAGAAGGACAGACAUAAUGAGCGAGAAUGCGAAGCAAGAACGCUGAACUGCAAAUACUGCAAAGUGACGUUCAACUUUAAAGAUAUCAAGGCCCAUGAUGAAAUUUGCUUAAAGUUUCCCUUGCAGUGCAAAGACUGUGGCAAGAAGAAAAUCCCAAGAGAAAAGUUCAGUGAUCACAGCAGGUCCUGUGCCAAGUCAAAAAGUGCCUGUCCAUUUAGUGAAGUGGGCUGUAAAGCUGUGAUAGAGAAUGGAAAGCUCACUGAUCAUGAGCACAGCAGCACCAUGGAGCACUUGCGUCUGCUGCUGCCCAUGGUUCUGACAAUGGCUCGGGUUCGAACAGAGGCUCCUGGUCUGGGAGAGUGGCAGGAGGACUCUGGUCUGGGCCUGUACAGGGCUCCUGAGGAGGGAGUCCCUAUGGGUGCUGGAGCCUCUGCACAGUCUGUGGACCUGGAAAAAAAGGUGAAUGCUUUAGAAAAUAUUGUGUGUGUCCUGAAUCGGGAGGUGGAGCGGAGUUCAUUGACAAUGGAAGCUUUUGCACAUCAGCAUCGCUUGGAUCAGGAAAAAAUAGAGAAUCUGUCGAAUAAGGUGCGGCAGUUAGAAAGAACCCUGGCUAUGAGAGACCUGCAGGUGUCCGAAACCGAGCAGGUCGUGCGAGAACUGCAGUUCUGCACCUACGAUGGAAUAUUUGUGUGGAAAAUCUCAGACUUCUCCCGUCGCAGGCAGGAUGCGGUGGCCGGUCGAACACCUGCGAUGUUCUCACCAGCUUUCUACUCCAGUAAAUACGGCUACAAAAUGUGUCUGCGGCUCUAUUUAAAUGGUGACGGCACAGGCCGAGGGACACACUUGUCUCUGUUCUUCGUCGUCAUGAGGGGCAAGUGUGACGCCCUGCUCAAAUGGCCAUUCAGUCAGAAGGUGACACUGAUGCUUCUUGAUCAGAAUAACAGGGAGCACAUCAUUGAUGCUUUUCGGCCUGAUGUUACCUCCACGUCCUUCCAGCGGCCCAUCAGUGAGAUGAACAUCGCCAGUGGGUGCCCACUCUUUUGCCCACUGGCCAAACUGGCUGGAAAAAGCCCAUAUCUGAGAGACGAUACCAUUUUCAUUAAAGCCAUUGUAGACCUGACUGGCUUAUGAGGUGUUCUGUGGAAGUUACACCUGCUAUUUAUUUAAACAACCUUGAACCAGGGUAAAAACAAAUGAUAAAAGAUAUAUCAUAUAUUAUUUUAUAAACACAAAAUAUGUUAUUUAUAGAUUUAUAGUGCAUAUUAUAUAUAUACAUAUAUAUACAUAUAUAUAUAUACUAUUGUCAAGAGUUCAUUAAAGGGUUCAUAACACUGUUUAGGGUGUGUGUUUGUCCAUGCACUCAUAUUACCAUACUCACAAGGCAUCUUCCAUACAGUGUGCAUGUAUAUUCAGCACUGUGAAAUGCUUGUUUUAAUUACUAGCAGAUCAUGAUUAUGUAAUUGUUUUGUAAUCCCAUCAUUUUUAACUGAAGUUUAAGUAUCUUUAAUUUUAUCUUAUCAAUAAUAAUAACAGUAACAGCCAAGAAUGGUCUUUUAUGUUUUGCAGUAGAGUUAGCUGUAUUAAAAUAGAGAAGUAGUAGAAGUGUGAGGGGAAAAAGUGAUGUAUAAAAAAAAUGUUUGAGAGGUUGUGGUGUGGUUGAAACACUGACACAAUGGCUCUGUUCACACUGACGGCCUUAAAUGCCCAUUUCAGAUUCAUUGCUCAUAUCUGAAUUUUUGUAUGUAUGUCUAUGUUUGUGCACAAAUGUGGCCAUGAAAGCACAAAAGCAGUGGUGUUAAAAGUGUUCAGCUCAUUUCUUUCAGGAAAACAAUUAAUACAUACUGAGAAUACUGUACAUGUAAACAUGGUGCUUUCCAAACAUUACAUAUGAGUACCAACAUGUUGUUUUAGAUUGGUGGAGUUGUGGAUGAGUGCCUCAAGGGAAGAGUUUAUGACAUAAAAGGUCAUGUAAAUUCUGAUCUGAAAUCACAAUGCAAAAGAUCACAUCUCCAUCUGAUCCAGGACUACAUAUGGAAGUAGACCAGAUCAGAACUGAUAAUAUAAGCCACAUAUGAGCAAAAAGAUUGGGAAACUUUUGACUACAGUGUGAAUGCAGUUAAUAAAGUUGCAUUAUGGGAUAUGUGAGGGAAGGGUUUGGUUGGUUAGUUGGGUUUCUUUUUGCAUUGUUUUUUGAGAUGCUGUCUGAUUUUCAUGCCUAGCCUUUGUCUGUGAAAGUGCAAAUUCAUUUCUUGACAACCCCUUUACUGUGACUCUUGGCAUUUUAUUAACACCUUAAAAACUGAAUAGUCAUAUAUUUGUAUAAAGCAGGGGUGUCCAAUCCUGGAUCUCAAGGGCCGCUAUCCUGCAUGUUUUAGAUGUUUUCCUCUUCCAGUCCACCUGAGGGUCAUUAUGAUGCUUCUGCAGAUCACAGGCUUAUCAUUUGAAUCAGGUGUGUUGGAAGAGGGAUACAUCUAAAACAUGCAGGAUAGCGGCCCUUGAGGACCGGAUCUGGACACGCCUGGUAUAAAGGCUUAAUGAUACUAAUUAUUAUUAUACACUGGACUCUGCUGUACAUUGGUCAGCCCUUUACACCUGUCUCACACAGUCUAUUAAUGGUAUUCACCAUGUAAUCCACCUGCUAGUUCUACUAAACAUAGAGCAAGAUAUUAAUUUGAUUCUAUAACGCAGUAUGUACUUUUUACUGUACUAGAACUGAUACAUCCAUAUUGUCUAGAAGUACACUGUUCUAUAGAUGAUAUGGAUUAGCUGUUGAUGUGUAAUGAUGACAAGAUUUAAAAAAAUAAAUAAAGUAACCACAAACAUGAA
Sphaeramia orbicularis (orbiculate cardinalfish) is the source of this 3417-nucleotide messenger RNA. RefSeq names its product Tnf receptor-associated factor 2b (gene traf2b). Gene Ontology annotation, cellular component: cytoplasmic side of plasma membrane; plasma membrane signaling receptor complex. The transcript has 11 exons. Gene Ontology annotation, biological process: tumor necrosis factor-mediated signaling pathway; regulation of apoptotic process; protein autoubiquitination. Gene Ontology annotation, molecular function: tumor necrosis factor receptor binding; zinc ion binding; ubiquitin-protein transferase activity. Bases 166 to 1722 code for a protein of 518 amino acids. The record is from RefSeq and is a predicted model, not a curated record. NCBI's taxonomy places the organism in Eukaryota, Metazoa, Chordata, Actinopteri, Kurtiformes, Apogonidae.